AUGGGAGACCUCACAGCAGCUUUUGCUAACGCCGAGCUCACCCCGAGUGUGAUACAGAAUGCUCCGCAGAAAAAGCUACACCUAGUUUGGGAUGGGAUACAAGUAGAACCGGGAAUGACGAUGUCGACGAGAAAUCUCAAGAAUGCUCCUCGGUUUCAUCUUCCUGGAGCUGAUCCGGAGAGCACAUUCUCACUCGUCAUGAUUGAUCCAGACAAUCUUUCAAGGAAAAAUCCGUCGGUCGCCGAAUGGCUUCAUUGGCUUGUGUGUAACAUACCAGCCAGUAAUGUCAUCGAAGGGAUUAACGGCGGUCAACAUCAGAUGCCCUACGGAUCACCAGCUCCACAGCCGAGAACAGACGUCCAUAGAUAUGUCAUACUAAUGUGGGAACAUCAAGGAAGACGUAUAAACGUCCCAAAACCAUCAACCAGAGCCAAGUUUAAUGUGAAGCAGUUCAUUGAAAAGAAUAAACUAGGUGAGUUCUCUACAUCAUCUCUUAGGAAACAAGGAGCGAAAAGAUGA
Molecule: messenger RNA, 519 nt
Organism: Angiostrongylus costaricensis
Lineage: Eukaryota; Metazoa; Nematoda; Chromadorea; Rhabditida; Metastrongylidae
Source: the annotation of a GenBank genome assembly